Messenger RNA from Letharia columbiana, 615 nucleotides. RefSeq lists its product as uncharacterized. Bases 1 to 615 code for a protein of 204 amino acids. The transcript has 2 exons. The record is from RefSeq and is a predicted model, not a curated record. Lineage: Eukaryota; Fungi; Ascomycota; Lecanoromycetes; Lecanorales; Parmeliaceae. Gene Ontology annotation, molecular function: lyase activity.
AUGGCAACGAGGACGCCAAACGACAAUACCCGCCAAGCUUACGAUCAAAUCAUUAUCGACAUCACCACCUACGUCUAUCACCACAAGCCAUCGAGUCCCAAAGCAUGGCUCCACGCUCGCACGGCGCUUCUGGACGCCCUUGGCUGCGCCAUCGAGACCCUGACGACAAGUCCUGAAUGUGUGCGCAUGCUAGGCCCCGUUGUUCCGGGCACAGUAGUUCCCAAUGGCUUCAGGUUGCCUGGUACCUCGUAUCAAUUAGAUCCCGUCAAAGGAGCCUUCGAUAUGGCUAUACUGAUUCGCUAUCUUGACCAUAGUGAUGGGUUUUAUGGCGCUGAAUGGGGACAUCCGUCGGACAACCUCGGUGCCAUUCUCGCCGUCAGCGACUGGCUCAAUCGUACCUCCCCCAAAGUCCGCGGCAGUAAUCCCAUGGCUCCGCCCCUCACAGUAUCAACCCUUCUCACCGCUCUCAUCAAAGCCUAUGAGAUCCAAGGGAUAUUUCAAAUCCUUAAUUCCUUUAACGCCCUUGGUCUUGAUCAUGUCAUUCUCGUCAAAGUAUCCGCGACGGCGGUCACCUGUUGGCUUCUAGGCUUGAGCGAGCCGCAGACCCACGGUUAG